This is a messenger RNA of Paraglomus occultum, 378 nucleotides long. The record is from the annotation of a GenBank genome assembly. NCBI's taxonomy places the organism in Eukaryota, Fungi, Glomeromycota, Glomeromycetes, Paraglomerales, Paraglomeraceae.
AUGGCUCAACUGCAAGAUUACUUUACCUGGAAAAUAGUAAGUCAUAGAGAUGCAGUCCCAAUAUUUGAAAUUUUUGAAGAAAAAUGUCCACAAUCAUUCAACUCACAAACAACUAAUGAAUUAUCUAUUGAGGUUAAUGUUGUCAAAGAAGAAAAAAAAGACGACAAGUUUAUUGCAUUGUUACCGAGCAUUCCAAAUAUUCAAGGUUCUAUUCAAGGAGCUGUUUUGACUGCUUGCUAUAUAACGCAGCAGACGAUGCAGCAAAUGCAACAAAUUGGAUCUAAAAUUCGAAAAGAUUGUAUGAUGUUUGCAACGCAUCUUCACAAGAAUGAUACUAUUUCUAAUACCAAUAUUACUGACGUAUGCAUUUCUGCCUAA